AUGCAAGUUCAAAAACGCGUGAACCAGAUUCGACAUCAUUUGGCGAGUACCGAUACGUCUUCGUCACUACGGGUGCCGCAUCAUCCGGAUCUUCCGCCGUACAUGACACCUCUGAACCCAGUCCGGUUCUUGCUGCGUAGUGCCCAAACGUAUCCCAACAAGGUAGCGGUCAUCGACGGCGAGAAAAAGUAUACCUAUGCCACCUUGGCUGAACGAUGUCUUUGUCUGGCCAACGUCCUUUUGAACAUGGGAAUCAAGAAAGGCGAUCGAGUGGGGAUCUUAUGCCAGAAUCUCCCUGCAGUAGUGGAGGCACACUACGCCGUUCCUGCCAUUGGCGCUAUCACGGUACCUCUCAAUACGCGGUUGGCCUCGGCGGAAAUCGAAUACAUUCUCAACCACUCUGGCACCACCGUGCUGCUUGUGCAAGACAUAUUCCUUGAUCAGUUGUCGGAAAAAGCCAAACAACAUCUGAAACUUAUUCAUGUGGCUGACAGUCCUAAUAACCCGUAUGACCAGACCCUGACUACGGGCAUGCAUCAAAAAAGUUGGUAUGAAAUCUGGGUGGAACCGAAAGAAACCGACACCAUUUCCGUAAAUUACACAUCGGGAUCGACGGGACGCCCCAAAGGGGUGCAAGCCACUUAUCGCGGAGGCUACAUGACAGCCAUCGCUGACAUUAUCCAUAUGAAUCUAACCUUUCACAGCGUCUUUUUGUUCACCGUUCCCAUGUUUCACUGCAAUGGUUGGGCUUACCCCUGGGCGCUGGUGGCUACGGGCGGAACCCAGGUGAUGCUGGCCAAGAUGGAUUAUGGUGUUAUCUGGAAACUGUUUGAAGAAGCCGGUGUGACACACUAUGGUGGUGCGCCAACCGUGCAGGCGGAAAUCAUUAACCAUAGUCUGGCUCAUCGAUUGCCACGACCAGUGACCGUCAUGGUGGGAGGCUCGCCUUUGGCAGGUUCCGUGAUCAAGAGGAUGAGAGCGUUGAAUAUUCAUCCAGUCCAUAUUUACGGAUUGACGGAAACCCAUGGUCCAAGUACCGUUACGUAUGAGCCGUCGAUAAUUGACCAUCUACCAGAGUCCGAGCAAUAUCGUCACUUAGCGCGUCAAGGUCACGCUAUGGUGGUAACGGACGAAAUGCAAGUGGUGGAUAGAGACACGGGCAAGGCUGUGCCUUGCGAUGGAGAAACCAUCGGCGAAGUUUGCUACACAGGCAAUCAACUCAUGUCAGGUUACUUUCGUGAUCCUGAGGCGACCAGGGUCGCAUUUCGGAAUAACAUGUUUUGGUCCGGCGAUUUGGCCGUGCAGCAUCCAGACGGCACGAUUGAGCUGGUAGAUCGAAGCAAGGAUUUGAUUAUUUCUGGCGGAGAGAAUAUUUCUUCAAUCGAACUUGAAAACACCUUGAUGGAGCUGGAGCCAAUACUAGAAUGUGCGGUGGUGGCUGGUCCAGACGAUCGUUGGGGUGAACGACCCUAUGCCUUUAUCGUGAUCAAAAAGGGCCAAUCUCUCACCGACGAUCAAGUUAUCAAACACUGCCGGUCAAGACUCGCAGGGUUCAAGUGCCCUUCAAAGAUAAAAUUUGUUGACGUUAUUCCCAGAACUAGUACCGGAAAAAUCCAGAAAUUCGUCUUGCGUAACGAGCUGUGGAAAGACCGUGAGAGACGCAUCAACUAG
Molecule: messenger RNA, 1671 nt
Organism: Radiomyces spectabilis
Lineage: Eukaryota; Fungi; Mucoromycota; Mucoromycetes; Mucorales; Radiomycetaceae
Product: putative long-chain-fatty-acid--CoA ligase
Exons: 8
Coding region: 1-1671 (556 amino acids)
Source: RefSeq, a predicted model, not a curated record